Molecule: messenger RNA, 2163 nt
Organism: Paraphaeosphaeria sporulosa
Lineage: Eukaryota; Fungi; Ascomycota; Dothideomycetes; Pleosporales; Didymosphaeriaceae
Product: endoplasmic oxidoreductin
Exons: 3
Coding region: 220-2076 (618 amino acids)
Biological process (GO): protein folding in endoplasmic reticulum
Cellular component (GO): endoplasmic reticulum; endoplasmic reticulum membrane
Molecular function (GO): FAD binding; thiol oxidase activity; protein-disulfide reductase activity
Source: RefSeq, a predicted model, not a curated record
CCGCCGGCCACCGCCACGCCCACUUGUGAAGCUGCCCCGUGGUCCAUUGGCGAUUAAUACAGUUGGCCUCUUUGAGUACCCCGCUGGCUGUCGGCUCCGCGAGCCUGGGCGCACGAUAUAUAGCCUGGGGUGAAGGAUAGUGAGUCCCGGAUCGCGACAUGUGCUGCUCGCAGACGUUUGCUGACCUUCAAGGAGACUUUCGCUUUCCCAAAGCACAGGAUGCGGUCCGCGGCUCAAGUGUUCUACCUGGCGGUGUUCGCGCUGCUGGGUAGUUCGCAUGCUGCCAGCCAUGCCGCUUCCGCGAAGUCUAAGGAUGCGCCAGCAGACGUCUGCGAUUUCGAACCCGGCGCUAUUGUUUCCGAUGCGUGUGCAAGUUACGAUACCCUCGAGCAGCUCAAUGAAGCAAUACACCCAUACCUCCAUUCGAUCACGCAGAACACCGACUUCUUCUCGCACUACCGACUGAGUCUGUACAGCAAAAAAUGUCCGUUCUGGGACGACGAAGAUGGCAUGUGUGGUAACAGGGCGUGUGCGGUCAACACGCUGGAGAACGAGGAGGACAUACCCUUGGUUUGGCGCGCAAAGGAGUUGGGAAAGCUCGAGGGACCGACAGCGCAACACCCAGGGAGGCAGCAGCAGAGAGAGCACCCACAGAAGCCGCUGCAGGGCGGGUUGGGUGACCAGGUCGACGAGAGCUGCGUGGUCGAGUACGAUGACGAAUGCGACGAGCGCGACUACUGCAUCCCGGACGACGCAUCCGCGACGGCGAAAGGUGACUACGUGUCGCUGGUGGACAACCCAGAGCGCUUUACGGGCUACGCCGGCGUAGGAGCUCAUCAGGUGUGGGAGGCUAUCUAUCGUGAGAACUGCUUUAGCAAGCCACCUAAGGUGGCUCAGUCGAGUGCUCAGUCAUCUCCAGGCGGAGCGUCGCCCUUCGGAGGCUUCAACAAUCCUGAACAGCUACAGGCCGCCAACCAAUUGCGCAAUGUCCUGAAAGACCAGGCUUUUGGCAAGACUGUUAAGUCUGCCAUCGCCAAGGGAGCAGACCCGGCACGCUUGGAUCCUGUCGAAUUCGACGACACGUGUCUUGAGAAGCGCGUUUUCCACCGUGUCGUUUCAGGGAUGCACGCGUCCAUCUCUACACAUCUCUGCUGGGACUAUCUGAACCAGACAACAGGAGAAUGGGGCCCCAACCUUACCUGCUACGAGCAGCGGCUGCAAAGGUACCCCGACCGCAUCUCGAACCUUUACUUCAACUAUGCUCUCAUCAUGCGCGCUGUCGGGAAGAUAAAGCAGCACAUCAAAGACUACACGUUCUGCUCCCAGGACCCAGAGCAGGACAAGCGCACCAAGAACUCAGUACUCCGCCUUGCAUCAGCGCUCCCAGACGGCCCCGAGGUUUUUGACGAGACGGUCAUGUUUCGUGACCCUGACACCGUUGCCCUGAAGGAGGACUUCCGCAACCGCUUCAGGAACGUGAGUCGUAUUAUGGACUGCGUAGGUUGCGACAAGUGCCGGUUAUGGGGCAAGAUCCAGACCAACGGUUACGGCACGGCCCUCAAGGUGCUUUUCGAGUUUGAUGAGCAUGAUUCCUCCAAAGAUCCGCCGCUUCGUCGCACAGAGUUGGUCGCGCUCAUCAAUACUAUGCACCGACUCUCGCAUUCUCUCACGGCCAUCAAAGAGUUCCGUCAGAUGGUUGAAGAUCGUGAUGGGAUUCACCGGGCCGCGGUCCCAACCGCCCCAGAGACCGAGAAGGAGGUCGAGAAAGUGAAACAAGUGCUGGGCGACGGCACAAAUACCGAUGAGGCUCUUCCUACCGACGAUGGCAUGCCAGAAAAGCCGGACUUUAAGCGCAACUGGGACCCGAAUAACAUGACCUUGGCGGAGGAGUUCUGGGCCGAGUUUGAUCUCGUUUUCAGAGCGUGGAAGUAUGUGAUGAGGGGUUGGUUGGAUAUGCCAGGGAGACUCACGAAGAUCUUCAUUUUCGAAAGUGGUCGCUUGUGGAACUGGUGGCUCGGUGUGACACCUGGUCCACGCAGCUGGUAUAUCCACAUCCCGCAGCACCACGAGCUAUAGAGUGGGUGCGUUCAUGUUGUAUAUAGGUGCAUAGCCUUGGCGUUGUUUCCUGGUAGAGUGGCACUGUUAAGAGAGCAUUAGAGAGGC